Molecule: messenger RNA, 5593 nt
Organism: Notolabrus celidotus (New Zealand spotty)
Lineage: Eukaryota; Metazoa; Chordata; Actinopteri; Labriformes; Labridae
Product: rabenosyn-5
Exons: 12
Coding region: 447-2792 (781 amino acids)
Molecular function (GO): metal ion binding
Source: RefSeq, a predicted model, not a curated record
GUUUGAUGUGAAUUUCGAGACAAGUUUCUCGAAUUUUGAAACGGAAAGUGGGCAUGACUUUCGAUUAUUGGUGUUUUCAAAUCAAGCAUGCAAACUGUUCAACAAGCUGCUAAAAAUAGCAAACAUACUUGGCAGUGCAGUGUUGUGUUCCCUUGUUGGAAGUCGAGUGUGUUCCGUGUCGUUUGUCCCCCUUCUCUUCCCAUACAGAUUGGAUGCUAAUCACAUGACCAGGCAGGGCUGCUGCUUCUGCAGCUGGUGUUGUCGAGCUGUCAAAAAAGAAGCUCCACUGCAAGCCACACAUUUUGUUGUUGGAUUAAUAUCGUCCAAUCACUCUCUCUGUCAUGAUGGAACUAUUAAGCUGUGAGUUGCACACCCCAUGAUAUGUGCAACACUGCAGGAGUCAUCUGCCUCGCAUCUCAUAUUCAGCAACACAGCCGAACGCUGUCAUGGCCUCAAGUUAUCCAUCCCCCUUUGAGGGCACAGGUGAAGUGAAGGAGGGCUUUCUGUGCCCGCUGUGCCUGAAGGACCUGCAAUCAUUUUACCAACUCCAAGACCACUAUGAAGAGGAGCACUCUGGGGAUGACCGCCAUGUGAGGGGACAGCUCAAAAGUCUGGUUCAGAAGGCAAAGAAAGCCAAGGACAAGCUGCUGAAGAGGGAUGGAGAUGACAGGCCGGAUACAGGCAGUUAUGAGUCUUUCUAUUACGGGGGAGUGGACCCCUACAUGUGGGAGCCUCAAGAACUGGGAGCAACAAGGAGUCAUGUGGAUUUCUUUAAAAAACACCGGGCAGCCAGGAUAGAUCACUAUGUCAUCGAAGUCAAUAAGCUCAUCAUCAGACUGGAAAAGCUGACAUCAUUUGACAGGAUCAACUCAGAUGCAGCUAGAAUCAGAGCUAUCGAGAAGUCAGUUGUGUCGUGGGUAAAUGACUCGGAUGUCCCGUUCUGUCCUGACUGUGGAAACAAGUUCAACAUCCGGAACAGACGACACCACUGUCGUCUCUGUGGGUCCAUCAUGUGCAGGAGGUGCAUGGAGUUUGUCCCUUUACCUUUGGCCCAAAAGCUGAUCAGUGGAACAAGAGAUGCACUGAGCGUACCUGGAAGCCCCGGUCACUCCCAGUCUCCUCCAGCAGUAGGCGGCGGUGGGAUGGGCUCCAGGAGAGGCAGCAUCAGCAGCCUGAGCAGUGUCACCUCUAUGCUGGAGGAAAAGGAUGAUGAGAAGAUUCGCUGCUGUCACCACUGUAUGGACACACUUCUGAAGAGGCAGCAGAAGUUAGAAGAGAAGGAUCACGUCCCGGAUGUAGUGAAACUGUACGAGAGGCUGAGGAUGUGCAUGGAGAAGGUGGAUGAAAAGGCUCCAGAGUACAUCAGAAUGGCUGAGUCUCUCAAUGCCGGAGAAACCACGUACAACCUUGACACAGCUGGUGGACUGAGACUGGAAGUACAGAAGUACUAUGAACUCAUCGAUGCCCUUAGUAAGAAGAUUUUAACAUUAAAUACAAAAGAUGAUCCCCCGCCGCGUCCGAAAGCCCUCCAGCUGCAGAAGAUGGUUCGCUAUACAGCCACACUAUUCGUCCAGGAGAAGUUGUUAGGUCUCAUGUCUCUACCCACGAAGGACAAAUAUGAAGAGCUGAAAGAAAAGAGGAAACAAGAACAAGAGAAGAGACUCCAACAAGAAAGACUGGCAGCCCAGGAGGCCCAGAAGAGGAGGCAGGAGUCUGAGCGUUUCCGUCCAUCUCCAAACACAAAUGGAGAAAUGCCGCAGGCCCCCAGACCGCCACGCAUGACAAAAGCUGGUGGUUGGCUUCCCUCCGCAGACUCUGCACAUGUACGCACAGAGCUGGAAGACCCCCUCCUGCAGCAGAUAGGGAACAUUCAGUCAUUCCUUCGUCAGGCGCGGGAGGCCCAGAGGGCGGAUGAGGUAGCUAUGUUGGAGGAGAACUUGCGUCAGCUGCAGGAUGAGUACGACCAGCAGCAGACCAGCCUGGCCAUCACGCUCUCCCAGAAGCUGGCUGAAGAAGAGAGCUUGCAGCAGGGGGAGUUCCAACGUCUGGAAGCCAAAGAAAGGGAGGAGAUGGAGCAAUGGGGCCCCGCUGUGGGCUCCACCAUGCCAACUACCUGGGAGAGGUCUCUGGAUAUCAGUCCAACAGCUGGCUUCCAAGGAGAAGAAGAAGAAGACACUGCAGAAGAGGAGCUGACUCCUAAAGCUGAGAGGAGUCCCUCCUCUCUAAGAGCAUUCCCUGCACUCACAGGCCAGGAGGAGUCACCUCCCAGGUUGAGGAGCUUAGGGGGGCAUGUAACCCCCCCUGGUGCUGAAGGACAGAACAGCACUUCCCUUAACCCUUUUGAUGAGGAGGAAUCCACUCCAGUUGAGGAGGAUCCAUCCAACCCCUUCUCUGAGGACAUCAAGAGGGAGCACAAAGAGGAAACAAAUGGAAAGAAAGAAUACAACCCAUUUGAAGAAGAAGGUGGCGUAGAGGAAGAGAAACAGGGUGAUGCUGCACCUAGCAACCCCUUUGAAGAGGAGGAGGAGACUGACGCAGGGAACCCUUUCCUGGAGGCUUCUGGGAAUUCUCCAGAAGCCUCAAACAACCCGUUUGACGGGGAGGAGGAUGAUGAGGCUUUGCCGGACGUGGACAUGAUAGAGGAGGAACUGCUGCUGCAGCAGAUUGACAACAUUAGGGCGUACAUAUUUGAUGCGAAGCUCAGCAGUCGUUUGGAUGAGGUGGAGCUCCUGUCAGAGAACCUCAGAGAGCUACAGCACACCUUACAGGAACAGAAGAAAAAAAAGCACUGACACCUUUCCUACAGAGUCCCCCCAACCCCCACCCCCCACCCCACUACACCGUUAACAACAUGCUACUUACCAAGUCCUGUAAGACUAGCUCACUUUUCAUGACUAAUGAGCCCACUGAUUCAAAUCUGGGUGAGGUCAGCUGCAACACAAAAUGAUCAGUUUCGACCCAAAGUCAAUGUUUCAGAGACCUUUACUGAAUUAUUGGAAAACAAAUCUCGCUCAAACCACUUAUUCUGUACAGGAUUGCAGAGAGCUGGUAUAUAUCCCAGCAUGCACAAUUUUGAGCACUGCAAGUGAAAACCAGUUUGUACUGAGCAGGCAUGUUGCCAAAUUUAUGAACCCUUUUGGACUUGUGUAAACAUAAACAACUAGAUAGAACAAUGCCACUUCAAUGUUUUUUAUGGAACAGUCAGUUGGUUGUUGAGUUUGGGUCUUUUGGAAGUCAGGACAUUGAUUGUGAUUUUGCUCUCUGGAAGGAGCUAUGAUCAAAGUUGAAAUGUAACUAAUGUAAAACUAAUAGGAGCUUUGAAGCAGUGGCGGCACAUUUUUAAACCUGUGUAUCAAUAAUGGAUCGUUUUUAGGGAACCUCAACACAUUUAUAAUGCACUCCCAUACAAAUGCAGGACUCACAAAGAUCAGAUCAGCACAGCAGAAUCAGAGAUGGUCCUCUGUAUUUCAGGCAUUGCUCUUCCUUACCAAACCUGGUGUCUUCAUCCACCGCUAUGGAAACAGAUUGAUGAUUGAUAUUAUCCUCUUAGCGCAUCAUGUAAUCCCACUAAAGAUAUUUUUACCCUUAUUUACAAACUGACAAUUCUCAGCUGACUUGAUUUACGGCACAACUACGUACUACAGACCCACAACAGUCCAACAACCUUGUUCCCAUACACUGCAGGACUCCAUGUAGACCUGCACACAGGCUUUGUUGAGUAAGUAAGUAAGUAGUUUGCUUCUAAUUCCAACGAUACUGUUUGACGGCCAAAUUCCACCAGAUACGUCUCCGAUCUGUCACGGCACCGGAUCUGAUAGGUUUCUAUUCUAGUCAAUCUGUUAACUUCCACUGGAUCUGCUCCGUUGCGUUCUGGCUGCGUCUUUGAUCCGGCAGGUCGGAACGCAACAGAUACGCUACGCAAGACUUCUAUUUUAGCCGGAUGCUAGAGCACGACGCAUUUAUCUCAACAGAGCAGAUGGAGCGGAACAGGAAGUCAGGCACCAAAACAAAAUGAAAACAUCCGGAUUUAUUUUCAGAAUAUAACACUCUGUGUUAUUGUUAGAUCAUUUUUAACUUAACUAUGACAACAAAAUGUUAUUUAGAGCGGAGCCAGUUCUGGAGUCAGCAGGUCAGAGGUUUUCAGAGACUGAUAAAGACAACAUGGAUGAGGAGAGGAGGAGGAGAAUCCUUGAUUCAUUGAUUGCCACGGAAAACCUCGGUCACUUGACUCCAGCUGACUGGCGGUCCUGCUCCGUGCUGCGUUCUGAUAACGCAACCGGUGGGUGUUGACGGACAAAAGAGCACAGAGCUGGACCGCAGUGGAUCGGAGGCUGACGGACUGGACACAGAUCUGGUGGAAGUCCUGUGUAAUUUUGACACCUUUAUAUGUGUGAAUAGAAGUUUUUACUGCUCAUUGACUCUAUUACUACUCCAUACAGGCCACUAACAGCAUUCAGACACAAUAACCAUCUGAGAAAUCAAAGAGAAACAAUGGAGGUCUAAAUUUAACCACACUUGAAUAAUUAACUCAGUCACAUGACUUGCAUUACUUGUGGAGCUUGUGUCUGUUGAUUGAGAGCUAGAAAGGAGAUUAAAGGCACAUUACACUGAUUUAAGCCAUUCGUGUUGCCCGUUAUGUAACCUUCAUCAAUGUAGACUGUUAUGAAUUUAUUACAUAGAAAUCCUUUAAUCUUGAAUCACUGUUAACAACCAAGUUUAUCUUCGAUGCCAUGCCGAUGACAGCAGUUGAACAGUGUCUGUUUUUAUAGAGCUUUAUUAUGAUUCAGUAAAAGUUGCUUUAGGAUAACCUUUCUCUGUCUCAUCUGCACGAUUCAGAUCAAAAUAUUCAAGUCAUUUGAGCUAUCUUAGUUGAUGAAUCUGUUUGUUGUGCAUCUUGUCAGGUUGUAAUUGAGAGGUUUUUAUAAUGAUGCCACAGUAAGCAAAACCAUGCCCUGCUGUGAAGCCCCUAAAGGUUGUGAUCUAAUUGUUUACAGUGGCACUACUGACCUAAUAGAGCACUUGUGUUGCAUGAUUCAUGUGUCUGUACUGAGGUGCUGUCUGAAGCUGGUCUUUAUUUUUAACAGGUGACCUAAUGUUUCCCCACCCCUUCUUUUUUUUUUACACGUUUGGACAAAAUCUGAUAGAGCUUCUUCCAUGCUGUAAGACAAUAUCUGUAUGAACCCUGUUCAGUAGUCAUCUGCCCAGGAGUCACCACCGACAUACACAACACUAUUUGCCAUGGCACAUUAUCGCCAACCUAAAAUCAACUCAUAAUAACACACCCCAAACUUGCUCAAAUCUUGUGUGUACAGAUGCUUUUCCGUAUUUGCAAAGAUCAACUAAGGUCAAAGCAACAUUUGAGUCAAGUUUGUUUUUUUCAGCUUAAUUUACACUAAAAAAAUACCAGCAAGUAUUAUCACUAACAGUGCUGCUAAGUCCAGGCAUAAAUUUGUCUUAAGUUCUCUUCAGUGAUAUUAACAGUGUUUGGUGAAGUUGAUCUCACAGUGCUUAUUUUUGACUUCCACGUCCAAUUUAAAGCAAAACAUGCAACACUGUAAAUGUUUUGACUUGUUGAAAUUACUGGAGGAGCUUC